Pantherophis guttatus is the source of this 468-nucleotide messenger RNA. RefSeq names its product cell division cycle 26 (gene CDC26). Lineage: Eukaryota; Metazoa; Chordata; Lepidosauria; Squamata; Colubridae. The record is from RefSeq and is a predicted model, not a curated record. Gene Ontology annotation, cellular component: anaphase-promoting complex. Gene Ontology annotation, biological process: protein K11-linked ubiquitination; anaphase-promoting complex-dependent catabolic process; regulation of mitotic cell cycle.
GGGAGUGGGAGGCUUGGGAAGGGAAGGUGUCGCGCAUGCGCGCCUGCAGGAGCCGCUGGACCCGCCAGCGGGAGGAUGCUGCGGAGGAAGCCGACCCGGCUGGAGCUGAAGCUGGACGACAUCGAGGAGUUCGAGGGGGCCCGCAAGGAGCUGGAGACACAUAAAAAGCAGCGCGAAGAGGUCGAGAUGGUGGCGACCAAUGACGGUGAAGGGGCCCUGGCCUUGAACCCCGAUCACAAGAGUUGGGAGCAGGUGAUUCACGACCGGAUCGGCUACAAACCUCAGCCUAAACCCAGCAACCGUUCGUCACAGUUUGGGAAUUUCGAAUUCUAGAGCGAUGGAGCGGUAUUUGUCCGCGAAGCACGCUUAGGGGAGAUUAUGACAAGCUGAUUUACGAUGAGGACAGAUGGAGCCGUGAGGAUUUUUAUCCCUCCGGAAGAUAAAAAGACUUUUCUAUUCUCUAAAGAA